AUGGCCCCGCAGCAAACAGGUAGCAGGAAGCGGAAAGCGCCGGCGAUCGAGGCGGGCGCCGCGAGCUCGUCGUCUCAGGGCUUGGCGGCGGCGGACGCAGAGGGGCCGCUGCUGCCCAAGAAACAGAAGCGGCCGGCGACGCGGCGCUCGCUGGUGCACUACCUGAAGGGCCGCGAGGUGGGCGCGUGGGGCGGCUCCGGGCUCUCGGGCUCCGAGGGCGAGCUGCGGGGCUAUGCGGUGCAGAAGCUGCCCGAGCUGUUGAGGGAGCGCGAGCUGGCCCUGGGCACCCUCAACAAGGUGUUCGCGUCGCAGUGGCUGAACGCCAGGCAGGUGGUGUGUGGCACCAAGUGUAACACCCUCUUCGUGGUGGAUGUGCACUCGGGCCAGAUCACGCGCAUCCCCCUGAUGCGCGACCGGGGGCCCUGGUUGGCCCGGGCCCAGCCAACUUGCGGCAUCCACGCCAUCGAGCUGAAUCCCUCCAAGACCCUUCUGGCCACUGGGGGUGAGAACCCCAACAGCCUGGCCGUCUACCAGCUGCCCACCCUGGACCCCGUGUGCCUGGGCGACCGCCAUGGCCACAAGGACUGGAUCUUCACCAUCGCCUGGAUGAGUGACACAGUGGCUGUGAGCGGUUCCCGCGACGGCACAGUGGCGCUGUGGCGGAUGGAUCCCGACAUGUUCAGCGGCAGCAUCGCCUGGCACAGUGACGCGGGUCUCCCUGUGUACGCCCACAUCCGUCCGAGGGACAUGGAGACCAUCCCCAGGUCUAGCACCAGCCCCAGUAACCGCAAGGUGCGGGCUCUGGCCUUCAGCGGCAAGAACCAGGAGCUGGGAGCGGUGUCCCUGGACGGCUACUUCCACCUGUGGAAAGCCCGGAGCACUCUGUCCAGGCUGCUCUCCAUCAGGCUGCCCUACUGCCGAGAGAACGUGUGCCUGACCUACUGUGAUGAGUUGUCCCUGUACGCGGUGGGCUCCCAGUCCCAUGUCUCCUUCUUAGAUCCGCGCCAACGUCAGCAGAAUAUCCGGCCCCUGUGCUCCCGAGAGGGCGGCACGGGUGUGCGCUCGCUGAGUUUCUACCAGCAUAUCAUCACCGUGGGCACGGGCCAUGGCUCCCUGCUCUUCUAUGACAUCCGCGCCCAGAAGUUCCUGGAGGAGAGGGCCUCAGCCAGCCCGGACUCCUCUCCUGGGCCCUCAGGAAGGAAGCUCAAGCUCACCUGUGGCAGGGGCUGGCUCAACCACGAUGACCUGUGGGUGAACUACUUCGGUGGGAUCGGCGAGUUCCCCAACGCUCUCUACACCCACUGCUACAACUGGCCUGAGAUGAAGCUCUUCGUGGCUGGGGGACCUCUCCCUUCAGGCCUCCAUGGGAACUACGCAGGCCUCUGGAGCUAAGGAUGGCUCCUGUGUUCUCAAAGUGCCCAGAUUUACCUUCCAGUCCCCUCUCACUUUCCUUCCUCACGCUGUGUUUCUGCUUUUUAACUCAGUGUGACGCUUGUCUUCCAGGUGGAAAGUGCCCAACUUACCUGUCUGUAGUGUAUGAGAGAGAGAGCAAAGGUGAUCUUUGGGCAAUCAAAACUUGGCUUACCAUUUUUCUGUACCUCCCCCAACACAACCAUCUUUUUUGCUUUCUCUGACAAAGAAGUUUGUCUAAUCCUUAAUUGUGUUCUCUGAAUGAUUGACAUAUGGUUUUUCUUUGGGGUGAUAUAGACAUGGUUCCCACUACAAUUCAGUACUUCAAUUUUACCGGUAUUUCAAAAGUAUGUUCAGGUCUUCUACACAUUUCAUAUGUAUGGUAUUUUGGGAAAAUGUGUGCUAAAAAGUAUCCUUUGGGCUGGUUGGAGGAACUACCCAUCAUAUAUAUAACAGGGCAGGUGUUUAGCCCUGCUCUAGAAAAUGCAUUUCAAGAUGUAGAUUGCCACCAUUUGGUGCCUGUUUCAUUUGGAUUUUGGAACCUAGGUGUUUGUUUGUAUAUUUUUGGUACAUAAAAUAUUUAAAAUAUGUUUUCUUAGUCAAGAAAUUUUACAGUGGUGUUCAUCCCAUUAAUCACAAUUUUGAUUAUUCAGUAAAAUUUAGCAUCGAUAGCCCCAGGCCCUCAGCCUUCUUGUUUAAAGCUGCUAUAUUAUGGCCUGCUUUCCUGGGUAGCAUUUAUGCUACAGAUUUCCACAGCUAAUCAAAACUGGCCUAUAAGUGGCAGGACAAUCGGGAAGUACUUUUUAGGGUGAACAUUUCUUUAAAGAUAGGUAACACUAUGCAGGCAGCCAUUUACAGAGAAAGGUCAGUUGUUGUGUUCAAUGUAGAUGUUGUUGACAACUUUUUUCUUGUUUACAUGGAUAAUUCUUUUAUCUGGAUUUGAGUAUGUGAUGUAUUGCAGAAAAAAAUAAAACAUG
Messenger RNA from Zalophus californianus (California sea lion), 2387 nucleotides. RefSeq names its product DDB1- and CUL4-associated factor 12-like protein 2. Gene Ontology annotation, molecular function: protein binding. Gene Ontology annotation, cellular component: Cul4-RING E3 ubiquitin ligase complex. The coding region runs from base 1 to 1392 and encodes 463 amino acids. The transcript has a single exon. NCBI's taxonomy places the organism in Eukaryota, Metazoa, Chordata, Mammalia, Carnivora, Otariidae. The record is from RefSeq and is a predicted model, not a curated record.